AUGAAGAACUUCACCUUUAUACCAGCUUUACUUUACUGCAGCUUUUGUUCGGUUUUAGUCUCUGGGUCUCAGAUGGUGAAGGUCCAGCCAGGUGAAGAUGUGACACUGGUGUGUAGAAAGAAGUCCAGUGGACUAUCCUACUGGUUCAGACUGAGAGAGAAGAUCAAGGUUAACUGUAUCUCUGUCAUGGUUGAUAACGGCAAUGUUCAAAACUGUGACGGAUUUCAGAAGGAAAAGUUUAACAUGAGCUCCAACAACUGCAUCGUCUCUCUUAAAAUCAAAAAAGUGAAUAUUUCUGAUGCUGGACUGUAUUUCUGUGGAGUUAAAAGAGAUGCAGCCAUAGUUUUCAGUGUGAUACAUUUACAUGUGAAAGACACAAAGGCGUUUUAUGAGGACGCAGAGAAACAAAAAGAACCUGAUGUAAACUUGUUCCUGAUAAGUGUGGCUCUCUACUGUACGAAUUGUCUCCUAAUCAUUAUCAUCAUCCUCCUGUGUGUCAAAGUCAUUAAACUUCGUAAAGUUAACACCCAGGAUAGAAACUCGUGUCAAAAUGAGAACCCUGGCUCUCACGAGCUGACCUACGCCUCGGUCAGCUUUGAGAAAGGUGGAAAGAGAAGAAGAGAGGUGGAGCCAGACGUCGUGUACGCCGCCACCAGAUAGAGAAGAACUGCAGCGCUGAGACACUGAUGUGAAACUUUACAGUCAAUA
Molecule: messenger RNA, 708 nt
Organism: Poecilia reticulata (guppy)
Lineage: Eukaryota; Metazoa; Chordata; Actinopteri; Cyprinodontiformes; Poeciliidae
Biological process (GO): response to bacterium
Source: RefSeq, a predicted model, not a curated record